UGCAACGAGUGUUUGAUACAGUUGCCGUGUCCGACUAAAUCCUUGUGUGCAAAUGGAUCGGGGGGAGUUUUUGGUCUCCCUGACGGCUGGUGGACUAGCUGGAGCUUGCGUUGACCUGAUAUUGUUCCCUUUGGAUACAGUCAAAACUAGACUACAGAGCCCGCAAGGAUUUAAGAAGGCUGGUGGCUUCCGGGGCAUCUACGCUGGUGUUCCUUCUACCGCUGUAGGGUCUUUUCCAAAUGCUGCUGCCUUUUUUGUCACAUACGAAUAUACGAAAGCCAUGCUCCGCACAGAUGCAUCGCCGUAUUUAAUUCCGAUAACACACAUGCUGGCUGCCUCCUUUGGAGAAGUAGUUGCUUGUCUAAUACGGGUUCCCUCUGAAGUUGUGAAACAGAGAGCACAAGUCUCCCCCUCUUCCAGUACCUUACGGAUCCUUUCCAACACAAUAUGUGAAGAGGGUAUUCUAGGACUCUACCGAGGUUAUAAAAGCACGGUAUUAAGAGAGAUUCCGUUCUCUCUGGUCCAAUUUCCUGUGUGGGAGUACUUAAAGGAACUCUGGUCAUGGAAGCAAGGACACGUGGUCGAUUCUUGGCAGUCUGCAGUCUGUGGAGCUUUUGCAGGUGGAUUUGCAGCUGCAGUCACCACCCCUCUGGAUGUAGCCAAGACAAGAAUUAUGUUGGCAAAGACUGGUUCCAGAAAUGCAGCUGGGAAUGUGUUGUCAGCUCUGCAUGGAGUGUGGAAGACCCAAGGGAUGACUGGAUUGUUUGCAGGCAUUGUCCCUCGAGUAUCCGCCAUCAGUCUUGGAGGCUUUAUCUUCCUUGGGAUGUAUGACAAGAUACGAAGUUUGCUUUUGUGAGUCGGCUCUGGGACUUGAAACAAACAGCUGAGGAGCUGCUUCCUUUCUUUCCUAAGAAAAAUGCACGUUCGUGGAAGUUCUUCAUUUGCCUUCCCACCGGUUUCUCCCUCCCCCCCCCCUCCUCCUGCCCCCAGCCCGUCCUGGCUCCUGUGGCUCAGCAGCUGUUCAGCAGCCUGGACUCUAUUCUCACUAUUUAAACAAAAAACGAGUCCCCUUAAUUCCGUUUCCCUAAUAUAAAAUUUCCGUGUAUGGAAACCCCUGUUCUAGUGGUGAGCUCAUUGGAAGGAGUGUGCCAAGAAAGGCAACUUUUGGGGGCAAACGGCUCGAUUUAUGGGCUGCACCGUUGUGCCUGAAAGGCAUUAUUAUUAGAACUCGUUUAGGGAGAAUGAUGUGCAAACGAGAAGAACAUGGCCUGCGCAGCGUGGCAGGAAUUAAAGGAACCUUCUUUCAUUUUGUGACACUGGAAUUGAGGAAGACCGCACCAUUUAUUUGCAUUGCCAAAGGCCUGCUGUGAUCCAGAGGAUGGAAGAGGUUGUGUGCGGGUUUCUUUAAGGGGAAAAAGGCCACUUGCUUCUUGUCUGAAGACCAUUUGGAAAGUUUAGACCACUAUUCAUACCUGCAGGUGCAUAGUAAGCAUUCUUGCUUGGAUAAGCAAGGCUGCCUUUUUUAAUUAGACUCAGAUUUCUCCAGUAAAAGUACAAUGUUGUAUUAUUUUACUGUCUGACAAUGUUGCCUAUGAAAAAGAAACAAAGCCCUUUUCCCCCUUUCCUUUCCCACCCCCGGCCUCUAUAUCAGCCCAGUCUCGCAGAACAAGAAAAAGGGGACUGGGGGUGGGGGGAAGAUUCCAUCUGUUUGGUGACUUAAGUCUGCAGUCCCCAGUCCUUUUAUUGUAGGACAGUAACCAAAAUCAGUGGGUCCGUUCUGGAAUGAAUAGUGAGCAAUAGGUUGCAGUCUAUGCCACAGUCCUCAGGAUAGCAGAGUGAACUGGGUGGCACAACUGGAUUUCUAAUUUUUAUACCCUUCUUGGCAAGCUGGUAUCAAAAAUUUGAGGCAUUUCAAAACCAGCUCGUGAUGCAUCAAGGGCCCAGCACUAUUAGCAGUCGGGAAACGGUACACCCAACUGUGACAGACUAUAGCUGCCAGUAAGAUAUUGAGAGAGCGAAUGCCUGCCCAUGCUGUUUUGUAGACCCAGUUAACAUUUAAAUAAAUGCAGCCCAAGUUCGUCCGAUAACUGAGUCUUGUGUUUUUCUUCCACGUUCAUCAGCAACAUGACAACCUAGAAAAACAUUCCUUAUCAGUGAUAUUAAGAAUACAAUCCUAUGCAUAUUUACUCAGAAGCAAGUCCCCAUUGUAUUCAACUAGACUUACUCCAUAGUAAUUGACGGAUUGCAACCUAAGAGGCAUCUUGGAAAUCCCAAAGGUGUAGGCAAUGUAGAAUUUUGUUUUCGCCACCCCUCCGCCAGAACAGAUCCUGGUCUAGACAAAACUACUGAUAUUAUAAAUGGACCU
Molecule: messenger RNA, 2365 nt
Organism: Elgaria multicarinata webbii
Lineage: Eukaryota; Metazoa; Chordata; Lepidosauria; Squamata; Anguidae
Gene: SLC25A26
Product: solute carrier family 25 member 26
Exons: 10
Coding region: 53-856 (267 amino acids)
Biological process (GO): transmembrane transport
Cellular component (GO): mitochondrial inner membrane
Molecular function (GO): S-adenosyl-L-methionine transmembrane transporter activity
Source: RefSeq, a predicted model, not a curated record